AUGGUACGGACGGAACAAUUUCCAACGGUCAGACACACGGACCAUCCAUGCAAGGCGAUGCAAGGCAAGGCGAUGCGAUGUGAUGCGACGCAACUUGACGGGACGAGGGGUGGAUUGGUUUGCGGAGAUAAAGAGAUGUCACAUCACGUGAGUGUGGCAGACAUGCAGGGGAAUCCCGCCCAUCGAGGCUGUGUCAGAGAAGCUUCAACUCGACCUCAUCCCAACUUCGUCGACAAAGUAUCCGACACCAACGCCAUCCUCCCCAACUACAUGUACAUCGUAGCCACGACAAAGGAUAAUGGACUACUACCAACCAUAUGCAAUUUCCAAUCAAAGCAGCUGUCAUCACAAGAGCAAGGAAGAAUCAAGGGGUACAAUAAAGCAUCGUAA
Bipolaris victoriae FI3 is the source of this 390-nucleotide messenger RNA. RefSeq lists its product as hypothetical. The coding region runs from base 1 to 390 and encodes 129 amino acids. The record is from RefSeq and is a predicted model, not a curated record. The transcript has 2 exons. Lineage: Eukaryota; Fungi; Ascomycota; Dothideomycetes; Pleosporales; Pleosporaceae.